Messenger RNA from Lycium barbarum (goji berry), 948 nucleotides. RefSeq lists its product as uncharacterized. NCBI's taxonomy places the organism in Eukaryota, Viridiplantae, Streptophyta, Magnoliopsida, Solanales, Solanaceae. The transcript has 2 exons. The record is from RefSeq and is a predicted model, not a curated record. Bases 1 to 948 code for a protein of 315 amino acids.
AUGACAUAUGCCCAUUACAACUGCAAUGGUAAAAUAUGGUUCUUUGUAAAUGAUAAUGUGGAUGUGGAGAUCCUGCAGGAUCUAGAACAACAGAUUACUAUAAAGCUAUUUUUCCAAGAGUGGAAUAAGUCACUUAUGGUAACUAUGGUCUAUGCAAAGUGUGAUCGUUUGGAAAUAAUCAGUUUAUGGGAUAGUCUGUAUAGUUUGGCUGAUCAAAUGGAACUGCCUUGGGCAGGUAGUGACUGUGUUUUCAAGAGAUUGGAUAUGACUGCAAACUCUAAAUUACAAGAUUGGUUUGCACAUAUGGAGGUGCAACAUUUAUCUAGAACUGUCUCAGACCAUGUUCCUUUACUACUUACUUAUGUUGAAUCUUCACAUCACAUAAGGAAGCCUUUCAGAUUUUUAAAAUUCUGGACAGAACAUGAAUCCUUCUUAGAGGUGGUUAAUCAGGCAUGGAUCACAGAUUUUGAAGGGGAUGAUUUUAUCAGAUUCAAGCUGAAAUUGAAGAAUGUGAAAUCUGCUUUAUCUGCUUGGAGUAAGGAAACUUUUGGUGAUAUUUUCAAGCAACUAACAGUAAGGGAAGAGGUGAUGAGAAUUAAAGAGCAAUGUUUUGAAGAGGAUCCUACUCAUAUGAACAAGAUGGUGCUACAGCAAGCACAAGCAGCAUUGAAAAAGUAUGUUCAUUAUGAGGAAGAAUUUUGGAGACAAAAGUCACAUAUGACUAGUUUUGCUGAGGGUGACAGGAAUACAAGGUACUUUCAUAGUAUUGUGAAUGGUAGGAGAAAGAGAUUGCAGAUCAGAAGAAUUCAGAAUCAGCAAGGAGUAUGGAUAGAAGGGGAGUCACUUUUGGCAGAAGAAGCUUGUAGAUUUUACCAACAACAGUUCUCUCAAGAGGUUGAUCCUUUAGAUUCUCAAUUGCUACAACAUGUUCCUAGUAUGGUGGAUUAG